Drosophila sechellia is the source of this 1730-nucleotide messenger RNA. RefSeq names its product LisH and WD40 domain-containing Lis-1 (gene Lis-1). The record is from RefSeq and is a predicted model, not a curated record. The coding region runs from base 213 to 1448 and encodes 411 amino acids. Gene Ontology annotation, molecular function: protein binding. The transcript is spliced from 8 exons. Lineage: Eukaryota; Metazoa; Arthropoda; Insecta; Diptera; Drosophilidae.
UUUUUUGAGCUGCUUCCACUGCGGUCACACUAAUCGAAGCAUUUUCGUCCGCUCUUCACUUUUCUGCGUAAUUCUUUUCGUAUAUUUCGAUUAAACAUAAAUAAAUAAGCGUAAUUAUAAAUAUAUGAAAUACUAAAUUGUUAAUUGCACGAGUUGAAGGCGGAAAAUCGAAUCGAACGAGAGAAGCAAAACAAGCCAAAUCGGAAAACAGUAUGAAAAUGGUGUUGUCGCAGCGGCAGCGCGAGGAGCUUAACCAAGCGAUUGCCGAUUAUCUGGGCUCAAAUGGCUACGCCGACUCAUUGGAGACCUUCCGCAAGGAGGCCGAUCUCAGCACAGAAGUGGAAAAGAAGUUUGGCGGACUGCUGGAGAAGAAGUGGACGUCCGUCAUUCGGCUGCAGAAGAAAGUAAUGGAAUUAGAGGCUAAGCUCACUGAAGCUGAGAAGGAGGUCAUCGAGGGCGCGCCGACAAAGAACAAACGGACGCCUGGCGAGUGGAUACCUCGGCCGCCAGAGAAGUUCUCCCUAACCGGUCAUCGUGCCAGCAUAACGAGGGUAAUUUUCCACCCCAUCUUUGCUCUAAUGGUUUCCGCAUCCGAAGACGCCACCAUUAGGAUUUGGGACUUCGAAACUGGCGAGUACGAGCGCAGCCUGAAGGGACACACGGACUCGGUGCAGGAUGUGGCAUUCGAUGCCCAGGGCAAGCUUUUGGCCUCCUGCAGCGCAGACUUGUCCAUAAAAUUGUGGGAUUUCCAGCAGAGUUAUGAGUGUAUCAAAACCAUGCAUGGUCACGAUCACAAUGUCUCGUCGGUGGCCUUUGUGCCGGCCGGAGAUUAUGUACUCUCUGCAUCACGGGACCGCACCAUUAAAAUGUGGGAGGUGGCCACAGGCUACUGUGUGAAAACCUACACAGGCCAUCGAGAGUGGGUGCGAAUGGUGCGAGUGCACAUCGAAGGCAGCAUCUUUGCCACAUGCUCAAAUGAUCAGACAAUACGUGUUUGGUUGACGAAUUCAAAAGACUGCAAGGUUGAAUUACGCGAUCAUGAGCAUACUGUGGAGUGCAUUGCCUGGGCGCCGGAAGCCGCAGCCUCUGCGAUAAACGAGGCAGCCGGAGCAGACAACAAGAAGGGCCAUCACCAGGGCCCGUUCCUGGCCUCCGGCUCUCGCGACAAAACCAUUCGCAUUUGGGACGUGAGCGUCGGCCUGUGCCUGCUUACCCUGAGUGGCCAUGACAACUGGGUGCGUGGCCUGGCAUUCCAUCCUGGUGGCAAAUACUUGGUGUCGGCCAGCGAUGACAAGACCAUUCGGGUCUGGGACUUGCGCAACAAGCGAUGCAUGAAGACGCUAUACGCGCAUCAGCAUUUCUGCACCUCCAUAGAUUUUCACAAAGCGCAUCCGUACGUAAUUAGCGGUAGCGUAGAUCAAACAGUUAAGGUCUGGGAAUGUCGUUAAAUUAAGGAAGACUCGGCAAGGGUUCUGCUUACUUCUCAAUUUAAACAUAAAUAAAGCUAAUAUAUUAAAUCACAUACCCACACACACACGAGCAGUCUCGGCCACCUCCGCGGAAGUUUAUUUUCCAGACGCUUUCUGUGUCAGCGUGAAAUGAACAUAUUGUAUUUUAAAACUGAAUGAAACUGGCGAAAACGAAUUAUUUAUUUAAUUGUACGACCUUCUAACUAAACUAACUACCUACCUACUAUACAAAGUACAUAAACAUAAUGCCCAAAAAAUACG